This is a messenger RNA of Mercenaria mercenaria, 7861 nucleotides long. Its product is annotated as acyl-coenzyme A synthetase ACSM3, mitochondrial-like. Gene Ontology annotation, biological process: acyl-CoA metabolic process; fatty acid biosynthetic process. The coding region runs from base 135 to 1904 and encodes 589 amino acids. NCBI's taxonomy places the organism in Eukaryota, Metazoa, Mollusca, Bivalvia, Venerida, Veneridae. The record is from RefSeq and is a predicted model, not a curated record. Gene Ontology annotation, molecular function: fatty-acyl-CoA synthase activity; fatty acid ligase activity. Gene Ontology annotation, cellular component: mitochondrial matrix. The transcript is spliced from 17 exons.
AAGUGCGGCAGAGAGUUUUCACGUUCUGCUAGUUAUUACGUUGCACAGGUCGGAAAUUGAAACGUUGAAAGCAGACUACGUCAGGCCAGAGAGGUUGUUUUAUAUCUUGCUGUGUGCUGUUGAUGGACUGAAAAAUGAGCCUGUUAAAUCAAGGUAGACAACUGUUGUUGAAUAAUGCCUUGAAGGAGUUGUUACCCCUGCUUGGAUGUUUGUCUAGAAGAUCGGCAGCCACAUGGAAUUAUGAGGAAGAGAAGAAGAAUUUCAAGCUUCAGGCACCACCAUUCUACAACUUUGCCAGAGAUGUUGUAGAUAAAUGGGCUGAAAUCGAAAAGACAGGAGAGCGUGGGAAUAAUCCAGCUUUAUGGUGGGUUGAUGAAUCUGGAAGGGAGCUGCAGUGGUCAUUCCAGGAUGUAUCGUACCAGUCCAAACUUGUGGCCAAUGUAUUGAAGAAAGCAUGUAAGCUGGAAACCAAUGAUGUUGUCAUAGUGAUUUUACCCAGAGUUCCCCAGUGGUGGGCAAUCAAUGUGGCUGCUAUUCGAGCUGGGAUCAUUUUAAGUCCUGGGACAACAUUGCUGCGAUCAAGUGAUGUUAAAUACAGAAUAAAUGCUUCAAAUGCUAAAUGUAUCAUUACAAAUGCUCAAUGUGCAGAUACUGUUGAUGAGGUGGCAGAUUCUUGUCCAUCAUUACAGUCGAAGAUAAUUGUUGGUGAGGGGGAGAACAGGGCUGGCUGGAUGAAUUAUGAGGAGCUGGUCAGAAAAAGCACUGAUACAUUCCAGUGUAUAAACUCUAAAGCUGGUGAUCCAAUGACUGUAUUUUUCACAAGUGGGACAACAGGUGCCCCCAAGAUGACAGAACACUCGCACAGUAGCUAUGGUCUUGGCCACCUAAUCACUGCCAGAUAUUUCCUUGAUCUUUCACCAAAUGAUGUUCUUUGGAACCUGUCGGACACCGGCUGGGCCAAGUGUGCCUGGAGCAGUCUCUUCUCUCCUUGGAUUGCAGGAGCCUGUGUGUUUGUUCAGGACUCAUCCAAGUUUGAUCCACAGCAGACUCUGCAGAUUCUGAAUUCCAAACCCAUAUCAAAAUUCUGUGCCCCACCCACAGCUGUUCGAUUUCUUCAAGUAGAACCUAAUUUUUUGGAGAUUAGGAAACACGCUUAUCUUCGUCACUGUGUUUCGGGGGGCGAACCAGUGAACCCUGAGUUGCUUGAGGAAUGGGAAGAAGGAACUGGUUUAAAGCUGUUUGAAGGAUAUGGACAAACAGAAACGACAUUUCUAUGUGGUACAUACAGCAGCAUUGAACAAAGGCCUGGUUCCAUGGGUAAACCUGCACCAGGAUACCAUAUUCAGAUUGUGGAUGAUGAUGGUCAAAUUCUUCCUAGAGGUAAAGAAGGCAAUAUUGGAAUCUUAUGUAAACCACACAAACCUGUGGGACUUUUCACAAGAUAUAUUGAUGAUGAUGAAAGAAUGAGGAGCGUUUUUGUAGGUGAUUAUUACCUGACUGGAGACCGUGCUAUUAUGGAUGAAGAAGAUUACGUCUGGUUUGUGGGACGGUCUGAUGAUGUCAUUAUAUCUUCAGGGUAUAGGAUAGGGCCGUUUGAAGUGGAGAGUGCCUUGUUAGAACAUCCAGCUGUUCUAGAAUCAGCAGUUGUCAGCAGUCCCGACUACAAUAGAGGAGAGGUUGUAAAAGCAUUUGUUACUCUAACCGAGCCAUACAAGACGUCUGAUCAGGACCAGCUUGCCAAAGAAUUACAAGAACAUACAAAACAAGUCACAGCUCCAUAUAAAUAUCCCAGAAAAAUCGAGUUUGUUGACAUUUUGCCAAAAACCGUAAGUGGAAAGAUACGACGUGUAGAGCUACGCAACAAAGAAUGGGGGAGAACUUCUGAGAAUACCCAAGAUAGGUGAAGAUGAAGCUGUCAAAUGAUUUUCUAUCAUAAAUGAUGUCAGCAGGGAAUCACUGUGUCAAGGAGAAUCUGUGAAGAUCAAAUAGUUUAAUCAUUUUGGAACUUCUAGUGAUGUUAUCUUUUGAAUUCCAACUAAACCUCAACAUGUGUAUUGGUUUAAACAUUUUACCUAUGUUACUGUAUGGUGCUAUUUUGACAUCCAGUGAUUAUACAGUUUUUGCCAGUGCAUGCCCAGUAUUAUUUAGUCAUAAUGGCUUGAACUUUUUAACACGAUAUUAAGGAUAACAUGGUGUAAUAGGCAUCAAUUUCACCAGAAGUGCACAUACUUGAUAAUGUAAGCUUUAAAAAUGUCAAAUGAUAGAAAUAAGGUGCAUAUUGAGAAGUUAUAUAGUGACAGAAGUUCUCAAAAAUUUCAUUUAAAUUACCUCCCCUGAUAAUUUUGGUUUUUCAUGAGUUAUCUCCCCUGAAAACUAGAAAAACAUGAUUUUCUCCUUUUCCCUUUGGGGAAUUUUAGAUUUCUUUUUGAUAUUUGUAUCAGAAUCAUAUAAUGCAGCUUUCUACAGCAAAAUUUUCUCGAAACUCAAGUUCAGAUUUUUACAAUGAUUAUUAUCAAAGAAAUUAUAUAUUUCCCAUAGGCAUCAAUGGUCACUUCAAUACCAAUUAUCUCCCAAAAAAAUGAUAAAAUUUGAAAAAUCUCUCGGUGAAAAGUUUUUAAUUUUGAAUGUCUUUAAAGUGACAAAAUUUCAUUUAAAUAUUACCAUCCAGUUACAAGAUAUGAAAUAUGGUUAUUACACCAUGUUGUCCUUAAGGACCUUUCCUAAGAAGCAUCUAAUCUUAUAAGACUUUUUGAUGGAUCCAAAUCUGUAUUAAUUGGACCAACAGUGUUAAAGUGUUAUUUAAAAAGUUAAGAUGGUUUUAAUCUCUCACAUUGGUAUAAAUGUUUUAUAUAAGAUUCAGCAGUUUUCCGUAUAAGAAGAGUAACAGACCCAGCAUUCUGGAAGAUACAAUAAUUAUCUGUAUAAAUGUCCAGCUGAAAAUUAGUAUAUCAAAAUUGCUUAAUUUGAAUUUCUGGUUAUCUUGUAGAAGUUUGUAAAUACCAUCAAGUUUCUUCUAAUUGUAUGUGAGCCGUGCCAUGAGAAAACCAACAUAGUGGGUAUGCGACCAGCAUGGAUCCAGACCAGCCUGCGCAUCCGCGCAGUCUGGUCAGGCUCCAUGCUGUUCGCUUUUAAAACCUAUUGGAAUUGGAGAAACUAUUAGCGAACAGCAUGGAUCCUGACCAGACUGUGCGGAUGCGCAGGCUGGUCUGGAUCCAUGCUGGUCGCAAACCCAUUAUGUUGAUUUUCUCAUGGCACGGCUCAUGUAAUUUAUCUCUGUUAAGGUAGUGCUGCACAUCUGUUACACCAGAGAUCACGGCUUGACAUCAGUUAUCCAGAUUAGCUAGAAUCAAACUUGGUCCUACAUACGAAAUUGUAAAAAAUACUUUCGUGUUUACUUAAGUAAUAAAUUAGGGAAUGGUACUUUCUUUUCUGAACAGUACUUAUAACACCAAAAUGUUUGAUUUUGAACUUAUUUCAAAUAAUGUCAUGAAGUAGGCUUUGAAAUGGUAGUUUUCUUUACUCAUGUUGAAAUGUGACCAAAUAAACACACAAACACUUAGUGGUUUUAUUUGAAAUUCCAUUUGUAGGGUUUGUAUGUUUUGGUUCAGAUUUUUGUCAGCAGACCAGAGUUAUGGCCCUUGAUUGUCAAAAUAUGCAAAAAAGGCAAACAAGUUUGUGUCACAUGUAUCUCAAAAGGUAUUUGACUUAAGAGUCAUAAAAUAUUAGAUGAUUUUUAGCUCGACUAUUCAAAGAAUAUAGCUAUUCUACUCACCCUGGCAUUGGCGUCGGCGUCACACCUUGGUUAAGUUUUUGCAUGCAAGUACAUACAGCUAUCAUUUAAAGGCAUAUAGCUUUGAAACUUAUUUAUUUUUUUUCUAGGUCAAUUACCAACCUCACUGGGUCAAGUUCCAUAACUCUAACAUGUAUUUUGAGCAAUUUAUGCCCCCUUUUGGACUUAGAAAAUUCUGGUUAAAGUUUUACAUGCAAGUUACUAUCUCCAAAACUAAUGCAGAUAUUGAAUUGAAACUUCACAUGUAUCUUCGGGGUUAUAAAACUAGUUGAUAGCACCAAGUCCCAUAACUCUGACCUUCAUUUUGGCCAAAUUAUGCCCCCUUUUGGACUUAGAAAAUUCUGGUUAAAGUUUUGCAUGCAAGUACAUACAGCUAUUACUAAAAGGCAUAUAGAUUUGAAACUUAUUUUUUCUUUUUCUAGAUCAAUUACCUACCUCACUGGGUCAAGUCCCAUAACUCUGACAUGAAUUUUGGCCAAAUUAUGCCCCCUUUUGGACUUAGAAAAUUCUGGUUAAAGUUUUGCAUGCAAGUACAUACAGCUAUUACUAAAAGGCAUAUAGAUUUGAAACUUAUUUUUUCUUUUUCUAGAUCAAUUACCUACCUCACUGGGUCAAGUCCCAUAACUCUGACAUGUAUUUUGGGCAAAUUAUGCCCCCUUUUGGACUUAGAAAAUCCUGGUUAAAGUUUUACAUGCAAGUAACUAUCUCCAAAACUACUACAGAUAUUAAAUUGAAACUUCACAUGUGUCUUCGGGGUUAUAAAACUAGUUGAUAGCACCAAGUCCCAGAACUCUGACAUGUAUUUUGGGCAAAUUAUGCACCUUUUGGACUUAGAAAAUCCUGGUUAAAGUUUUGCGUGCAAGUACAUACAGCUAUUACCAAAAGGCAUAUAGCUUUUAAACUUAUUUAUUCUUUUUCUAGGUCAAUUACCAACCUCACAAGGUCAAGUUCCAUAACUCUUAACAUGUAUUUUGAGAAAAUUAUGCCCCCUUUUGGACUUAGAAAAUUCUGGUUAAAGUUUUACAUGCAAGUUACUGUCCCCAAAACUAAUGCAGAUAUUGAAUUGAAACUUUACAUGUUUCUUCAGGGUUAUAAAACUAGUUGAUAACAUCAAGUCCCAUAACUCUGAUUUGUACUUUGGUCAAAUUAUGUCCCCUUUCGAACUUAAAACUCUUUUGAUAUUUAACAUUUUGGGUAAUAAUAUCCUGCUUCUGUGACAAUAUUUCGAAUAGUCGAGCUUGGCUGUCUUACGGACAGCUCUUGUUAUAUAGCAUGUUGAUGUUCUGUUUGGGAUUUCACUCACACAGACUUCACUUAUUGGAAAAUACACAUAAAGUGCUUAAAAGUUUGUGCUGCAUAUAUCUUGAAAAAUAUUUCACCUAGAGAUAUGGGACCAUGUUGGAAUAUUAUGCAGCAUGUGAAUUUGUGCACCUGAUUAUUUUUUAAUUCACUUUGCAAGACCACAGUUAUGACCCUUGACUUAGUAAAAAUAUAAUAGUUUGUGUCUGAUGUAUUUUUGGUACUUGACCUAGAGUCAUAAAUCAGUUGUUAUAUGAGCCGUGCCAUGAGAAAACCAACAUAGUGGGUUUGCGACCAACAUGGAUCCAGACCAGCCUGCGCAUCCGCGCAGUCUGGUCAGGAUCCAUGCUGUUCGCUUUCAAAGCCUAUUGGAAUUGGAGAAAUUGUUAGCGAACAGCAUGGAUCCUGACCAGACUGCGCGGAUGCGCAGGCUGGUCUGGAUCCAUGCUGGUCGCAAACCCACUAUGUUGGUUUUCCCAUGGCGUGGCUCAUAUAUAGAAUAUGAAGUUAUGCACAUGGUGUCCUCUUUGGGAUUUCACUCAUCUAGGCCAGAGUUAUGUUCCUUCACUUAGUUAAAAAUUCACAUAAAGUGCUUAAAAGUUUGUGCUGCAUGUAUCUUGAAAAAUAUUUUGGUCCUACAACGCACAUUAAUGACCCAAUUUAGUUCAUACUCGCACCCAAAAAGCUUUGUGACAACACCUGCAAAUUGACCUAUAGUAGAUGACCUUGACCUUCAUAUGAUCUUCACGUUUACUCUUAUUAAAACUUCAGAAAGCAACAUCUUGGUAUGCCCGUAGACAUGAUUUUUUAAACCUCGGAAAAAAAACAUCUGGUCAUACACCUGGAGGCAUGAUUUUGCAUUUUGAAAAUGCAGCUCCUUGAUUAUCCAAGCUUGCAGAACUACCUUAAAACAUAUACCACUUACUGUGACUGUGUGUGUUGAAGUCCACUCUGUCAUCGUUUACUUUAACAGUAUCGGAUUCAGUAGGGAUCUUUUAACAGCACCUUGGUCUAUAUUGUUAUAUUUGCCAAAAAUGGAUUUUGCCAUUGAUUACAUGCACCAUGUAUCAUACAGCCUGACAGUUUCCAAAAGAGUGGAAUGCAUCAUUGCAGAUGAAUUGUACAGUUUAAAUGACUCUUCCAUUUUAUACCUUUACAUACUUCUAUUCUUGUCUGAUCUGAAAUUGACUAUAAUUUUUGGCAAAUAAGACUAAAUACUUGUUUGUAAAGGUAAAACUUUUUAUGCUUGGAACAUCAGGAAGUCAUAAUUUCUGUCAUGAUAAAAGCUUGUUGAGUUACAAUUGUUUAUUCCUCCAUAUCAAAUGGGAGUUGGAUACAGGGUUUUGUAUUUGUUUGUGAAAUAAAAGUAUUCUUGAUGUAUUUAAUGUAUGUACACAUGGAGAUUCCCUGAGAUUAUUUCAUUAUAAUUGUGUAAUUUAUUAAAUAAACGGAAUCAGUGAUUUUCUGCAGUUUCAUGUUAAAAUAAUCAGCUGUCUAUUUCUUAAUAAUUUAAAAAGAUAUAAACAUUAUUUUUAUUGUAUGAGUAUUUUUUUAGACAUGUUUUGGUGCGUAAAUUGUUGUUUUUUUUAAGCUACACUGUGUUUAUCUUAAGAAAGGUUGCCAUUUUAUAGAAAGUUAAUAUUUUUGUGUUUGAAAUUUGCUUUAUUUUGUUAACUUGUGAAAAAUUAUGUUUUUGCUUUUGUAAGAAUUAAAUGCAAUUUUUAAUGUACACUGGUUUAAACGAAAUCAGGACUUCUUGCACACGUCUGGUUCACGUGGGAGGUUGGCAGUUACAUGGGAAGAAAUGAUUAGUGCUGGUUCAGAGUCCAGGGGCCGUAUUCAUAAAGCAUCUUAAGUAUAAGUAUAAGAAAUUGAUUAGUUACUUAAGUAUUACUUAGGUUAGAAAUGUAUUUUACUUAAGUAUAUUUGUUAUUCAUAAAACAACUUAAUAAGUGAUUCUUGUUUUUUAUUGUGGACGAAAACAUUAAAAAAAACAACAUUAUUUCAGACAGAUACAACAUGCACACUUAUGUUUAAAGUGCUUUUAUCUGAAAACAACACUUUAAUCGUACUCAACACGCUAUUUUAUUUUCUGACUUAAGUCAUUUCUUACGUAUCUUAAGUUUUAGCUGUUUUAUGACUACAACUUAAGAUUUUACUUAGACUUAAGUUGAAAUCACCACAAACUUAAAUAAAAUCUUAAACUUAAGUCAAAACUUAUACUUAAGAUGCUUUAUGAAUAUGGCCCCAGGUUUAGGCCUGCCUGCUGUUAUGUAAUUGAAAUACUCAAAAACAAAAACAGAAAUAGAAAUUAAUCAAACUUUAUUGCCUAUCUAUAGGACAAAUUAAAUUAUAAGUAUGUUUUUGUUGCAUUUAUACUUGAUCUUGGUAAGCUGACUUGACUGGUAUUAACAUCUUUAAUAAUUUUUUGUAGCAUCCACAAGAUUGAUGUAACUGUGGUCUGACUUACAAAAAAACCCUGGCAGGCCUCUUGAAACAGCUGCAGUCCAACUUUGUUUUAUAGAAUUAUACCAUUACCAGUCACUUAAGGAGAAACCUAUGAUAUGUUUCAUUUUGCCUUAUGUAAACUUGCAUUUAUUUCACAUGCAAUAUAUAUUGUAUAGAGUAUAACAAAGAACAAUUUUAUUACACAGAAUAUUAUAAUUAUUUAUGUAAUAUAUUUACAUUAUCAGCUUUUAUAGUUAUAUACAAGAAACAUUAUGAUUAUGUGAACUUCAAUAUUACAAUAAUAAAACUUAUUCAUAUUUGAAA